GCCUCAAGCCUAUGUCAACAAUUAUUGUUUUCUACUAAUAUUGAUAGUUAUUUGAAAAUGUCUAAUGUGUCUUUGAAAUGGCUACUGCUGUUGGGACUUUGUGUCUUGUUGGUACAUGUCCAGUGUGCACUUCCACCGGAAGAGGGUGUAUGUACCUCAGACACGGACUGUGCCGCCGAGGAGUGUUGUGUCGGUACGGCCCGACGACGAUUCAUAUUCUUUAAUCCAACCAAAGGGAUAUGCAGACCCCUGCGCUUCCAGGGAUUUUCCUGUCACGUGUUCCUGACGACAGAGACACAUAAUCACGGUCUGCACGUGGACUACUGCCCGUGCGACGAGGGGUUAGAAUGCAGGGGAACUACGGUUGACGCGUUAAACCCGAAUAACGUGAUUCAUCACGACCCGAAAUGUCUUCCCAAAGAGGCAGCGUAAAACGUUAAACAUGUUUGUGUCUUCAGUAAAAGUAAACUGUUUUGUUAAAAAA
Molecule: messenger RNA, 484 nt
Organism: Mya arenaria
Lineage: Eukaryota; Metazoa; Mollusca; Bivalvia; Myida; Myidae
Product: prokineticin Bm8-d-like
Exons: 3
Coding region: 58-432 (124 amino acids)
Source: RefSeq, a predicted model, not a curated record